ACGCAAAGCUUAGGGUUAGCUUCUGAUUUACCUUGUUUAUGUUUGUUUUCUAAAUUUUAACGCCAAUCUCAUGGCAAUUAGAAUGAUUGUAGCAAAUUUUUUUCUUUCUUGAAUUGUUUGUUUAUAUUGAUUGCUCACUCAAUACAAGAAUAAGGAAGGAUUCAAUUGUAUAUCUCCCUCUACUUGCACAAUAAAACAACUGGGUUUGUAGAAUUUUUUUGUUCCAAGUCAGUACAAUGCCCAAAAAGAGUUCUUCCAAGCCAACCACACCAAAGCCAAAGGACCCAGUUGUUGUAGAGGAGAGAAAAAUCUCUUCCACCACUAAAAAACCUAGUAACGAGAUUGAUGAGAUAUUUGCUAGGAAGAAGAGGAAGAAACUUGAACGAGAAAAGGUCGAGAAACGGAAGGAAAAUGAGGCUGCUAAGCCAGAUAAGUUGAAGGAAAAGAAGAAGAAGAAGAAGAAGAAGGUGAAUAAAGAUUCUGAAGAGAGUGUGUUUGUGGACCCACCUUUGCAGCCGAGGAAGAGAACCAAUGAUGGACUCACUGUUUACACCGAAGAGGAGUUGGGAAUUGCGAAUACAGAUGCUGGAGCUAAAUGUCUUAAAGCAUAAAGCCAUAGCAUCUGAGGUAUCAAAGCUGGUUAUUUUGAUAUUUAUUUAAUUUUAAACACGUGUAUUUUUAUAUGUAUAUGCACUAGCGUAUGCCCGUGGCUAAAGGCAUGGUGUAAUUUUUUGAUUUCUAAUCAGCUGCUAGUAAUGUAGAAGGCAUCUUUUGAUUUCUAA
Molecule: messenger RNA, 782 nt
Organism: Camellia sinensis
Lineage: Eukaryota; Viridiplantae; Streptophyta; Magnoliopsida; Ericales; Theaceae
Source: RefSeq, a predicted model, not a curated record